Camellia sinensis is the source of this 1471-nucleotide messenger RNA. The record is from RefSeq and is a predicted model, not a curated record. Lineage: Eukaryota; Viridiplantae; Streptophyta; Magnoliopsida; Ericales; Theaceae.
AUCCCAACCCAUAUAAUAUAAUCUAUAUAUUCAACAAUCACGCACACCACACACAAAAACAUAAUUUAUACAGUCCAUAAUAGUUAGAAGAGACACAGAAACCAAAGAGCAAAACAAAAGCUAUGAAGGAAAGCUUUGGUUCACCCACAACCAUAUCUCCUUUGCUUCUCAGAAACCUCUUGACAUCUUUGUUUAUCUAUGCAGACAAAUCUCUUCAGACUUUAGCCCAAAAGUACAAGCUCCUCCAGCUCCUCCGCUACCUCCUCAUCUCCGCCUUCCUCCGCCUCCUCCCCUCUCUCGACCCGUCCUCAGAAACUAACUAUGGUUACCGUUUAAAGUCCCCGAUCACCGAUAAUUUCGUUUCCACCAAUACUGGAGGUGGAGGCAACGGUGGUGGGGGUGGGGAAUCGGGUAUUGGGAGAGCUCUUUCGCAGUUGUUGUCGAUUGUUAACGGCAUACCGGUGAGUUCACGAAAGUAUGAAGUUGUUAGAUCUUUAGCGGAGAAGCUUAUAGAUGAAAACCAUCAGGAGGGUUCUGCAGCCCUCCGGGAGGUCAACUAUAAGAUCCUCUCAGCAGCUUUUUUGAGAACGCUUAGUCAGCUUGAAGCCGCGGUGAUGGAUCGAGAAGGCAAUCAUGACGGUCCAAGUGGUGAUGUGGCGGCGAGUGAGGAUUUUGGUAACGUGAACCGGGUUUUGAGGGCGGUUCGGUAUUAUGGAGAUAUGGUGUUGGCCCGUUUAGGGAAAAGGGUGGAGCCGAGAUGGUCAGGAAGUUCAGCCGAGAAGCUGGCCGCGGAGGUGCUGUGGCUGGCUCAGAAGAUGGUGGCUUGUGGAUGUGCGGAGGAGGCGGUGUGUAAGUGGGCUUCGUCUACACACUUGGCUUGGCUAUCUCUCUCGGCCGAGCCACGGAUUCAAGGGUCUCUUGUUAAGGUCUCAGCAUUCUUAUUCAAGCAAGCCCGAGACUUGGGAGGAGAGCAGUUUGGUGAAGAAAGCAAGAAAGAGCAACAAAGGCAGACACAAAUGAAGAUGUUAAUGUCAUGGCUACCACUGCUAUGCCGAGCGAGCAAUGGUACCGAUGUGCCGGUCCUGAGCACCAGGGAGAGAGCGGAGUUGGAGAGAGUAAUGGAGGACACCAUAGAGAUGUUGGAACAAGAAGAAGAGCAGGAGAAGGUGUUGUCUCUAUGGCUCCACCAUUUCACCCUCUACCCCACUUCCGACUGGCCCAACCUCCACGCCUGCUACACCCGGUGGUGCAAUGCCUGUCGCAAGCGCUUGCUCCUUCAAUGAAAUCUACCCAUCUUAAAAUGAAUUAUCUUAAAAUUUUUAGACAUCAGAAUUUCAAUAUAGUAGUAUAAUUAAAAAUGUACUUUAUAUGACAAAUUAAGAAGUAAUUUGGUGUGAGUCGGUUUCGAUUAAGUUGAAAAAAAAAGAACUCUAAUUUGUAUGUUAUAUAUGUACACAUGCUAAUUUUUCCA